Durio zibethinus is the source of this 2123-nucleotide messenger RNA. The record is from RefSeq and is a predicted model, not a curated record. NCBI's taxonomy places the organism in Eukaryota, Viridiplantae, Streptophyta, Magnoliopsida, Malvales, Malvaceae.
AACACUGGCAACAAGGGUUCAAAGCUUCUUGCUUUUUCAAGUUUUAUAUUUCAUUUAAGAUUUUUCAACAAAGGUUUCUUCGUUGUAAACAGGUACCCAGAAGUUAAACUGAAGUUGAGAUCACAAUUAAAAAGUUUUCCAAUACUUUUAAACUAAGUUUCAAGAAUCAUAGAAUUAUCAUCUUACCUUAUUCUGUCUGUCCCUUUCUCUCUUAAACUUUGCCGAGGCUUAAUGUAGUUUAGCAUAUAUCACAAUAUAAUUUGUUUGCCAAAGAAGUGUACUAGCAUUUACAAAAGAAUAAAAUAAUGAAAACCAAUUUUCAUGAGAAGAAAGACUUCUUUUCUGCUCAUUGAAACGUCUUGAGUAUAAAAUAAUUCAGAGUGGAAAACGCCUAGUAACGCCAUUGACUAGUCUUUUGUUUGUUGGCCAAUAUUGAGUGGAGCCUUGUCCUGUCUGAAUGAUAAAAGGACAGUGUGCCGCCCUACACCGUAUAUGUAGCAGUUUCCAAUCAAUAGUAUUAAUUAGAAAAAAGGAUGAAAUAUUCUCCUGCUAAAACAAUUGAAACCUUGGAAAAUAAAAGGUAGGUUGCGUCGGCUGUCAGUUACUUUCAGUCCCCAUAUAUUAUAUAAUAUUUUCUUCUUUCACUGUUAACCUCAAGUUCAGAAGGAUAGGCGGAUUGAGUGACAACUGUUAGGGAUGGAGAUGAAUGGGACACCUUCUCAACUUGGCUACCAUAUGCCUGCAGAGUGGGAACCCCAUUCACAGUGCUGGAUGGGUUGGCCUGAACGUCCCGAUAAUUGGCGAGGCAAUGCAGUACACGGCCAACAUGUGUUUGCUAAGGUUGCAACUGCAAUCUCAAUGUUUGAGCCUGUGACUGUCUGUGCAAGUGUUGCUCAGUGGGCCAAUGCACGAAGUCAGUUACCACCAAAUAUUAGGGUUGUUGAAAUGAGCAUGAAUGACUCUUGGUUUCGUGAUACUGGGCCAACUUUUGUUGUAAUUAAAGCACAAUCAAAUUCUGAUAAUCCUGAGCAAAAGGUUGCUGGGAUUGAUUGGAAUUUCAAUAGCUGGGGAGGGGUUGAUGAUGGUUGUUAUGAAGAUUGGAGUCUUGACCUUCAUGUGGCAAGGAAGAUAUUGGGAAUUGAGAGGCUUCCUAGAUUUCCACAUACAAUGAUUCUUGAAGGUGGAAGCAUACAUGUUGAUGGAGAAGGGACUUGCCUUACCACCGAGGAGUGCCUUUUGAAUGAAAACAGGAAUCCGAAUAUGACCAAAGAACAUAUAGAGGAUGAACUUAAGGCAUAUCUUGGAGUCAAGAAGGUUAUUUGGUUGCCUCGUGGAUUAUAUGGUGAUGAUGAUACUAAUGGUCAUAUUGAUAAUAUGUGCUGCUUUGCAAAGCCUGGUGUUGUUUUGUUGUCUUGGACUGAUGAUGAAACAGACCCUCAGUAUGAACGUUCCAUGGAAGCCUUUUCAAUUCUCUCAAAUGCUACAGAUGCCUCUGGUCAGAAAUUACAAAUAAUUAAACUACAUGUUCCGGGGCCGCUUUUUAUGACGGAUGAAGAAGCUGAUGGAGUUGCUCAAGAUGGUGAGGCUAAACCAAGACUUCCAGGUACAAGACUCGCUGCUUCAUAUGUAAACUUCUAUAUUGCCAAUGGAGGGAUCAUCACACCACAAUUUGGGGACAAAAAGUGGGAUGAUGAAGCUGUUUGUGUCCUUUCUCAAGCUUUUCCGGACCAUGAAGUGGUAGGCAUUGAGGGUGCUCGAGAAAUUGUUUUGGGAGGUGGAAAUAUACAUUGCAUCACCCAACAACAGCCAGUUGUGUGAGAUUAACCAAAUAAAACUGCAGCAGCCUAUGUUUGAUUUGUAGCCUCAGUUUCUGCAGCAGAAGAUUUGGGUUGUACCAAUGGCCACUUUUUUACAAACUUAACACAUUCUACACAGAUUUAUACUAAUGGUUUAUAUGAAAAUUUCAAAUACUAUAAUAUAAACAAAUAUCAACUUCAUAUUUUAUUAUUGCUUGCACCAUUGUACAAGUUUGGCAACUGAAUUUGGAUUAGAAUUCACGAAAAAAAAUGCUCAGUACAUGGUUAGAUCAUGUAAUAUAAUAAAAUUUAUUAAUUUAGGUAGUC